AUGGCGUCGAAGCAGGCGGCGGCGGGCGAAGCCCUUGCGGCCCAAAUCAAUGGCAUGUCCCGCUCCGAGAUGUACGACAUGAUGUCCAAGAUGAAGACCAUGAUCGACCACGACCAGGAGACGGUGCGCCGCAUGCUCGUCGACAACCCGGACGUCACCCGGGCGCUCUUUCGGGCGCAAGUGGUCCUUGGAAUGGUGAAAACACCAAAAACUGCACAAUCUUCAGACAUGGUCCCACCCACAGCAGUGCCAACAGCACCUCCCUCAGUCAAAACUACUGCACCAGAUCAUGUCAGCUUGCCUCCACCCCCAUUACCUGCUAACCAGCAGAGUGUUGCUCAACUUUCUGCCCCGUUUCCAUCUGGCUUGUCUAAUGUGGGAUCGACCAUGGACAUUCCUACUAUUUCAGCAAACCCGCCACAACCAACACAACCAAAAGGCUACCCUAUCCAUCAGAUGCCUUCAUCAGCUCCUCAGCCAUCUCAACAUCCAAAUAUGGCCCUGCCUCAUGCUCCUCCACAGUAUUCCAAUCUUCCAUCACAUAUACCUAUAGUUCAUAGUCAGCCACAGCAACCUUUGCAAAGUCCUGCAAUAUAUAAUCAACAGUUGCAACCACCUUUGCCCCAAAUGUCUAGGCCACUAUCUAUGCAGUCCUUUGCUCAUCAGAUGCAUCCACAAGUACCAAAUUCAUUUGGGUUGACUCAUGCAAAUGCUCCGCAGCACAUGUUACAACAACCGAUGUUUCAUCCAGGUGCGAAUCCUCAAACUAAUUUCCUUCCUGGCCAACCACCAUUGCCUAGCCAGCCACCACCACAGCAGCUGUAUCAGGCUAGUUCACACUACAAUACACAGGGUACGACUCCAAUGGGAGUUGAUAGGUCAGCUCCCUGGGGACGGGCCCCAGAAGCUCCCACUUCUGGCUCUCAUUUCCCUGGACAAUUACCUGGGUUGCCCGGACAAAUGGCCCAAGGAAUUGGUGGUAUCCAGGCAGGCCAAGCACCUCUGACACCUGAGAUGGAAAAGAUGCUAGUCCAGCAAGUCCUGGGCAUGUCCCCUGAGCAGAUUAACAUGUUGCCUCCGGAACAACGGCAACAGGUUCUUCAACUACGAGACAUGCUACGGCAAUGA
Messenger RNA from Miscanthus lutarioriparius, 1128 nucleotides. The record is from the annotation of a GenBank genome assembly. NCBI's taxonomy places the organism in Eukaryota, Viridiplantae, Streptophyta, Magnoliopsida, Poales, Poaceae.